Orussus abietinus is the source of this 442-nucleotide messenger RNA. RefSeq names its product cyclin-dependent kinases regulatory subunit. Lineage: Eukaryota; Metazoa; Arthropoda; Insecta; Hymenoptera; Orussidae. Gene Ontology annotation, cellular component: SCF ubiquitin ligase complex; cyclin-dependent protein kinase holoenzyme complex. The transcript has 3 exons. The record is from RefSeq and is a predicted model, not a curated record. Gene Ontology annotation, molecular function: ubiquitin binding; protein kinase binding; cyclin-dependent protein serine/threonine kinase activator activity. Gene Ontology annotation, biological process: regulation of mitotic cell cycle. Bases 74 to 406 code for a protein of 110 amino acids.
UUGAGCGGGAUCAUUUGAUGUUUAUUUAUGAUAAUGACAAUUAAGAGUAUUCCUUUGCCACAUUAAAUUUCGUAUGUUUAUCGACGCACAAAACGAGUUUCGCUUCUUGCGAUUCAAAAUGCCCGUAGAUCAAAUACAAUACUCGGAAAAGUACUACGACGAUAAAUUUGUGUACAGGCACGUUAUUUUACCAGCUGACCUUUCUAAACAUGUACCGAAAUCACAUCUAAUGAGUGAAACUGAAUGGCGUAAUCUGGGAGUUCAACAGAGUCCUGAAUGGGUUCAUUACAUGAUGCAUGGGCCAGAACCACAUGUUUUACUAUUCCGUAGACCAAGGACUGAUCUUGUAAAUAAUGUUCGUACAGCACCAGUUCAAUCACAUAAUCAGGCUGUCCGUUGUGAAUGAAUGUAAUGUAUAAUAAUUAAGAGAAUGAUUAAGUAA